AUGCUAAGAGCAUUAGUGUUUGAAAAGACUUCAAACCCUAAUAAAUUGGAGAGAAAACAUGUUUCGCACCGCUCGCUUGAUGACACCGAUUUGCCUGGCGACACAGCAAUAACAGCAACUUCCAAAUUUACCGUCGUCCAGGAUUCGACAACAGGAGACGAUCCAGGUGUACUUUGCUACAAAGGCGAUCUUGAGGGUCUCCGAGACCUAUUAUCAAAAGGCGCUGACCCGAAUGGAAUCUACCAGCACUAUCCGCUCUCGAUAAUCGCCCUUCAGGCGCAAUCAACAAUGAAAAUAAUCUACACAUUGCAAAUGAUAAGAGCAUUUAACGGAAAAAUAGAAAUUCGAGACCCACAACUGAAACGCACAGUUUUACUCGAAUCCGCAUCAAAACUAAUGAUUCGUGAACUCGACUACGUCAAAAAUUAUCCCAACUUAAUUCAAUGGUUGGUCGAAACCAAUUUGUUUCACAUUCACGAGAAGGAUGUCGACGAGGGGUGUGGAAUCCUUCAUUUUGUUGUGCUCACGAAACAUGACAAAUAUAUCCCGUCGCUUUUAAUGAAGUGUAUAGGAUUGGGAGCAGAUCCUCGCUCUGAAGAUUUUAAAGGGUAUAAUGCCCUCGCAUACAUAGUGAAGGCCAAGUCUCUGAGCACUUUAAUGGAGAUAAUGGAUAAAGUACCGCCGAUGAGAGACAUAGAAGUUUUGCAACGCGCUAUCGCCAAAACUUCAUGGAUGAGCAAAAAAAGGUCUUAUCUUAAACGAUGGUUAACGUUAAGCAAAGACUGUGAUCUGCAUCGAUACCAUUCAAUUUAA
Ambispora gerdemannii is the source of this 813-nucleotide messenger RNA. The record is from the annotation of a GenBank genome assembly. NCBI's taxonomy places the organism in Eukaryota, Fungi, Glomeromycota, Glomeromycetes, Archaeosporales, Ambisporaceae.